GCAGAAUUAAGUUGGGUUAGAAUAAAUUUGACAUUGUGAGGUUAACCAGUAAAUACAAUUUUAAUCGUUUUAUUUCGGCAAUGUCUGUAAUAAAUACAGUAAGUAAAAGUAUAUGCAACAUAGUUCAAUCGUUGUCCCCACAAAUAACGGCCGUGAGAUACAGAUACUUUGCGGAAAAAGUUGCCAAGGGUCCUUUGGUUCGUAGACAUGGAUACAAUGAUAGCAUUAUGCCCAGAGGAUUAUUGCCGAGGAUAAAGGAUGCAGAAAAGCUCCCAAUGCCAACAUACAAACCUAAAAACUCUUGGUCUGAGAAACGAGCCUUGUUUGGUCAAAACGACUAUAUCGACAUACUAGGCAAUGAAAGAAUUCAUCCUACGAGGAUAUUGUACAAUAUGCCGCCUUGGUUGAGGGGUGUGGGAGGUAACGAGUUUCAAGUGAUGAUAAGGAAGAAGAAGAUGCUCGGGAAAACUGCGUAUCCCUUGGCUAGGCCAACAAAAUGGAAUCAAUUGGAAAAAAGAAUACAGUGGCUUUAUAGGUAUUUAAAUAGGAAAACUAAAACUGGCAUGGCCAAAUAGUUUGUUAAUAAUUAUUUGUUGUAAUAUAGGUAUCAAAAAUUAAUAUUCAUUGUUUCUGUAUUUCCUUUUAA
Molecule: messenger RNA, 646 nt
Organism: Brassicogethes aeneus
Lineage: Eukaryota; Metazoa; Arthropoda; Insecta; Coleoptera; Nitidulidae
Source: the annotation of a GenBank genome assembly